This is a messenger RNA of Sus scrofa (pig), 8679 nucleotides long. RefSeq names its product signal peptide, CUB domain and EGF like domain containing 1 (gene SCUBE1). Gene Ontology annotation, molecular function: calcium ion binding. Gene Ontology annotation, biological process: signal transduction. Lineage: Eukaryota; Metazoa; Chordata; Mammalia; Artiodactyla; Suidae. Gene Ontology annotation, cellular component: cell surface. The record is from RefSeq and is a predicted model, not a curated record.
GGCUGGGAGCCCAAGCGGUGGCGGUGGAGCCAGCAGCUAGGAGCGCUCGGCGAGCGGCCGGUCGGUGGGGUCCUCGCACCCCGCACGCCCGCACGCCCCGCCCGGCCCGGCCCGGCCCGCAGCGAGCAUGGGCGCGGCGGCCGUGCGUUGGCACUUGUGUGUGCUGCUCGCCCUGGGCGCGCCCGGGCGGCUGGCGGGGGGCAGCGGGCUCCCAGGGGCGGUCGACGUAGACGAGUGCUCCGAGGGCACGGACGACUGCCACAUCGAUGCCAUCUGCCAGAACACGCCCAAGUCCUACAAAUGCCUCUGCAAGCCAGGCUACAAGGGGGAAGGCAGGCAGUGUGAAGACAUCGACGAGUGUGAGAAUGACUACUACAACGGGGGCUGUGUCCACGAGUGCAUCAAUAUCCCGGGGAACUACAGGUGCACCUGCUUUGACGGCUUCAUGCUGGCACAUGAUGGACACAACUGCCUGGAUGUGGACGAGUGUCAGGACAACAAUGGUGGCUGCCAGCAAAUCUGUGUCAAUGCCAUGGGCAGCUACGAGUGUCAGUGCCACAGCGGCUUUUUCCUCAGCGACAACCAGCACACCUGCAUCCACCGCUCCAAUGAGGGUAUGAACUGCAUGAACAAAGACCAUGGCUGUGCCCACAUCUGCCGGGAGACGCCCAAAGGUGGGGUAGCCUGCGACUGCAGGCCCGGCUUUGACCUUGCCCAAAACCAGAAGGACUGCACACUAACCUGUAACUAUGGAAACGGAGGCUGCCAGCACAGCUGUGAGGACACGGACACAGGCCCUACGUGUGGCUGCCACCAGAAGUAUGCCCUCCACUCAGACGGUCGGACGUGCAUCGAAAAGGAUGAGGCUGCAAUUGAGCGCUCUCAGUUCAAUGCCACGUCAGUAGCUGAUGUGGACAAGCGGGUGAAACGGCGGCUACUCAUGGAGACGUGUGCAGUAAACAACGGAGGCUGCGACCGGACGUGCAAGGACACAGCCACCGGUGUGCGAUGCAGCUGCCCGGUGGGCUUCACGCUGCAGCCAGAUGGAAAGACAUGCAAAGACAUCAACGAGUGCCUGGUCAACAAUGGAGGCUGCGACCACUUCUGCCGCAACACCGUGGGCAGCUUCGAGUGUGGCUGCCGGAAGGGCUACAAGCUGCUGACCGACGAGCGAACGUGCCAAGACAUCGACGAGUGCUCCUUUGAGCGGACCUGCGACCAUGUCUGCAUCAACUCCCCGGGCAGCUUCCAAUGCCUGUGCCACCGCGGCUACACGCUCUACGGGACAACCCACUGCGGAGAUGUGGAUGAAUGCAGCAUGAACAACGGGAGCUGCGACCAGGGCUGUGUCAACACCAAGGGCAGUUACGAAUGCGUCUGUCCCCCGGGGAGGCGCCUCCACUGGAACCAGAAGGACUGCGUGGAGACGGGCAAGUGCCUCUCCCGAGCCCAGGCCUCACCCCAGGCCCAGCUGGCGUGCAGCAAGGCGGCCGGAGUGGAGGUCUGCUCCCUCUCCUGCACCACCCACACGCUCUUCGUGCCAGACUCGGACAACGGCUACAGCCUGAGCUGCGGUCCAGGCCUCCAGGGCAAGUCUCCACAGAAGCGCAACGGCACCAGCUCCAGCACCGGGCCCAGCUGCUCAGGUGCCCCCGCCACCCUCAUCCGGCAGAAGGCCCGCUUCAAGAUCCGAGACGCCAAGUGCCACCUCCGGCCCCGACCCCGGGAGCCAGCGAAGGAGGCCCCGAGGCAGCUGCUGCUGGAAAACUGCCACGUGACUUUCGUGACCGUCAAGUGUGACUCCUCCAAGAAGAGGCGCCGUGGCCGGAAGUCCCCAUCCAAGGAAGUGACCCACAUCACAGCGGAGUUUGAGGUUGAGGCAAAGAUGGAGGAGGCCUCAGACACCUGCGAGGCCGACUGUGUGCGGAAGCGGGCGGAGCAGAGCCUGCAGGCUGCCAUCAAGACUCUCCGCAAGUCCAUCGGCCGGCAGCAGUUCUCCGUCCAGGUCGCAGGCACUGAGUACGAGGUGGCCCAGCGGCCAGCCAGGGCCCUCGAGAGCCCGGGGACGUGUGGCACCGGCCAGGUGCUGCAGGACGGCAAAUGCGUGGCCUGCGAGCCCGGUACCUACUUCAGCGGAGAGCCCGGCCAGUGUGUGCCAUGCGCGCCAGGGACCUACCAGGACAGGGACGGCCAGCUCAGCUGCACGCGAUGCCCCAGCAGCGACGGGCUCGGCCUGGCUGGUGCCCGCAACGUAUCCGAAUGUGGAGGCCAGUGCUCUCCAGGCUUCUUCUCCUCCGACGGUUUCAGGCCCUGCCAGGCCUGCCCCGUGGGCACCUACCAGCCCGAGCCUGGGCGCACAGGCUGCUUCUCCUGCAGAGGGGGGCUGCUCACCAAGCAUGAGGGCACAGCCUCCUUCCAGGACUGUGAGGCCAAAGUGCACUGCUCGCCUGGCCACCACUACAACACCACCACCCACCGGUGCAUCCGCUGCCCCGUGGGCACCUACCAGCCCGAGUUCGGCCAGAACCAUUGCAUCACCUGCCCGGGCAACACCAGCACCGACUUCGACGGCUCCACCAACGUCACGCACUGUAAAAACCAGCACUGCGGCGGCGAGCUUGGCGACUACACAGGCUACAUCGAGUCCCCCAACUACCCUGGCGACUACCCCGCCAACGCCGAGUGCGUGUGGCAGAUCUCGCCGCCCCCCAAGCGCAGGAUCCUCAUCGUGGUCCCCGAGAUCUUCCUGCCCAUCGAGGACGAGUGUGGCGACGUCCUGGUCAUGAGGAAGAGCGCCUCCCCCACGUCCAUCACCACCUACGAGACCUGCCAGACCUACGAGAGGCCCAUUGCCUUCACCUCCCGCUCCCGGAAGCUCUGGAUCCAGUUCAAAUCCAAUGAAGCCAACAGCGGCAAAGGGUUCCAAGUGCCGUAUGUCACCUACGACGAGGACUACCAGCAGCUGAUAGAAGACAUUGUUCGCGACGGCCGGCUCUACGCCUCCGAGAAUCACCAGGAAAUCCUGAAGGACAAGAAGCUGAUCAAGGCCCUCUUCGACGUAUUGGCGCAUCCGCAGAACUACUUCAAGUACACGGCCCAGGAGUCCAAGGAGAUGUUCCCGCGGUCCUUCAUCAAACUGCUGCGUUCCAAGGUGUCCCGGUUCCUGCGGCCCUACAAAUAACCCGGCGGAGCUGCCUGCUUGGGGAUGGCCGGCCGGCCCGGGGGAGGGCGCUCCUGCCCCGCGCAGGAGAAGCGAGAGGGGCUCACGGGCCUCCGCAUUGCGUUGGAAACCACCGUGGCAUCUGCUCUGCAGGAAUCGCUGACCAGCCCGUGGAGGGCGAGACCACGUCCAGGCAGAGACCCCCGCGGGACUGCCCUCCUCUGAUCCCGCCCCCGGGGGAAGACCUCGCAGCCUCUCUUCCUCCCUCCCUCUCCCCGCUUGCUGUUCCCGUGCCCUCUCCUGAGCCGGCACCAGCAGAUGCCCGCCUGGGCCAGGACGCUCUGCCCGCACAUGGGCGGGUCCUGGGCAGCACUGGCAUCUGGAGGUGGCCCGUGCCCUCCACCUGGCACUUCAGGAGAGGGGAGGAGCGUGGCUGCCGUGUCUCAGGGAGGCUCUCAGAGGCACAGGCCGAGACAGGAGGCCAAGCUGUGGAAGGAGGCCUGCGUGAAGGCUCGUCUGGGGGCCUCGACAAGCCGGUGGCAAUGGCUGCAAGCCGUCCGCACCCACUGGCUCCUCUGGGACGUGGCGAGUGUGGCUGGGCUCUCAGGAUUCUGGGAUGGGACAGGACAGAGGAGCUGGGAGAGGAAGCCGUGGAUCCCUGCCUUCCCGUGGCAGAGCAUCUAAUUCGGUGCCAUGUGUGUGGAAAUGUAAAUAGAAAUCUAUAUAUACUUCUCUUCGCGGGCACUUUAGGAAAAGUCUCUGCGGUGCCUGUAAAUAGUCAUCGCAGCCCCGGCUUCUCCCACAAGCCAGCGCAAGCCCAGCGGCUGCCGGCGCCCCGGACUGCCUCCACUGCGCCUCCAGGCACUUACCGCCUCUGUGACAUGAGGCCAGGAGCCUGCGGGCCGGGGGACAAGGUGGGCCGGCCCGGACACACCCUGGAACACAGAUGCUUGGGGAACUGGCCUCCACUGCUUUGCCAAGCGCUGCCCUCCGCUGGAACGUGGUGGAAAGCAGUGUCCCCUCAGACCCCUUCCUGGGGGUGCAGGGCCCACCAGUAAACUUUGGAAAGGGCCCAUGUCCAACCCUGAGGCCGUGAUCUUGGAGCUCAUGCUGUGCCCGCUGGCCCCUGGGAGGCAAGGCUUUUCCUAGGAGCACAAGCUGGACACCGGGAGGGGUGGGCUGCCCCCAGGCAGAGGCUUCCAGUUGUCUUCUUUCUGCCGCACCGCCUGGCCUCUCUCUAGAGUCGCUCUUCGAAACAGGAAAGCCUGGAGUGGGACCAGGUUGCACGGUGUCCGGCUCGGCCCAGCUCCAGCGCCUGGGAUGCAGCCAGUGAGGACACUGACAGGCCGCAGGACUCGCAGACACGGUGCUCGGUGGCUCUAGGGCCACCGAGAAUUCAGAACCCCGGGGAGCGUGGGCCAGUCCUCACACCAACUCCCAUCGCCCACUGCAGUUGCUUCUCAGCUGUUUCUUCCUCGCCCCAGACCAGAGAGACAGCGCGGUUUGAGAACAGCCGAGGCACAGAGGAUGCGACCCCUGAGGGCAGGCACAUGAGGUCUCUGGAGGUUCAGGGCCGGGUGACAAGGCAGACGUGACGGAUUUUGUGGUCCAGCAUAGCACUGGGAGCUCAGGAAUCACUGCCUUCACCUGCGUCAGCAGUGGCGGGUCCCCAACUUGACUGAUGCUGUCAUCAGCGCCUCCUCUGCCCAAAUCCACCUCCAGCUGGGAGGGCCCGCCCUGGGUCGGAGGUCAGUGUCAGCUGGUGAGCCCCGUCCAGGCCCCACUGCCCCUCCCCUGGGCCGAGUCCUUGAAAGCCAGCCUUAGUUUCCAGAAAGAGGCCUCCCUUCCCGUGUCAAGCCCUCGGUCCUGCGACGGAGCCCCCGGGGAGGGCGCCGGGAACAGGCUUGGUGUCCUUGGUCCUCUCUGAAAGCCUGUGUUGAUCCAGAGAGGACCAGAAAGAGCCCUCACCUCUCUUUGCGGUUCCUUUGGGUGGCUUCAGCAGUUGCCACCCCCAUACCCAUGAAUCGACCUGCCCUUUGGGUGGGAGCCCCUCCCCCACCGGGUGGCUGUCACCACCCCUGGGGUCAGACCCUGCCCCGUGUCCCCCAGGCAGAGCAGGACGGGGGCAGUUCAGACGGGGGCCCUCCCCCUUCUCCAGUACCCGGCACCCAACAAUCCAGACUCACCAGCUGCCCCCAAGUCACCGUCCAGCCCUUCCCCUACCCAGUAAAACUUGCGGCACCAUCAGGAAGGCCAGGGUGGGGUCUGUCCUGAAUCUCCACUCUAGCCCUCAGCCCCACGCCGGGGAACCUGUAGGGUCCACCUGUUAAACCCAGAGCUGUCUCCACUCUCGGGCCUCGUGGUCCUGGGGCCCCCUCCUGUGACGACAAAGCACAUUUCUGGUUUCCGUCACGGAUGCACGUGGUAGAUUGGCUGACACGAGGUGGCCGUUCCACCUGGUUCCAGGUGGACGUGGAGAGAAAAGGGAAGGAGGACAAGGACCGGCCCAGCUGGGCAGGCCCCACGGGGGUCCCAAGGGACAGAUACCCUGGACGGGUGCAGGGGUUCCCGGCUACCCAGGGGCUGCGCCGCAAGAAGCCCCUCCCACUCCCGGACGGAACGUUGGCCUCGAGCAGCCACAGACCUAUCCCGGCCUGGGCCUGCCCUUCUCCUGGCCCGACCCUCAGUGGCUGGCCAGAAGACAAACUCCAAGGAAAGGAGCAAAGCAGCAAAUUCCUGGAAGCACAAGCUUGCCCACUUGCCCAGGACUGGAAGCGGGCAUCGAGGCCUGGAGGUUCUGAUGGGCUUGGUUCCGGGCCCGUGGAGCAUCACGCUGGGGCAGCCAGAGGAGCUCUCCGAAGAUGGCCAUGGAGACGGAGGGACCACGUCCUGGGGCCUGACGCCACCGGGCAGGCUCUGCUCCGGCGGAGACGCCCCCAGGAAAGGGGCAGAAUCUUCUCAGGUUCAGUGGCCGAGCCCUCAGUGAGUGAGUCUCGAGGUCACCUCAUCUGCUUCCCCAAAUUAAGCUUGUUUUUCUCGAUUGCUCUCUUACCCGUGGCAGAGCCUCGCAGCUGCCGUGGGGCUGGCCCCCCUCGGCCCUGGGCUCCACUGCGUCUCAGACCACAGCCCCCCCAGGUCGCCCUGCCUCCUUCCUCAGUCGCUCCCAGCUCCUCCUCGGCUCUGUGGGGACAGGCUCAAGGGGGCCCACGGGGGCCAAGGUCGUGGCCUCAGGCGGUUUUCCCUCCUUUGGUUUGGGAUGAGCAGAAAAAUUAGAAUCAAGACUGGGCCAAAAAGCUUCCAGAGAGCCAUGGCCUGCAGAAGCCAACCUAGAAGGCCUGAAGCCACCCCCUCUUUCCUGCACCCCUUACAAACCCACCUUUCCUGCCUAUACGCUCCUUUUCCCAGAGGCGCAGACAAGCUCAGGUUAUCCACGACAAGAGGCCCCUGGUCUGUCAGAGCUGCCCGAGGGACAUUUUGGGGGUUCAAUAAUCCUUCCAGCACCUCCACCAUCCCCACUGAAAAAUAAGAUACUGAACUAAGUUGGGUCAUUUGGCAAACCUUUGCUGAGCACCUACUGUGUGCUCGGCUCCCCGCAAGGCAGAGAGACCACAGCCCAGGGACAGGUGGGACUCCCUGGAAAGCCCCCUGGUGGCAGAGAGAAAGGUGAUGGAGGCCUGGGCUGGCAGAGCCCAGCGCUCCUGUCAGGAGAAGGCCGGCCCUCCCACACCUCCCAGGCCCUAGGUGGGGAUGAAAGGCGUGGACAGGAGGGACAGAGCAGACCCGGCCAGGCUCACCGCUCUACAUGUCGAGAAGGACAUUGUGCAGUUCCCGUUGUGGCUCAGUUCCCGUUGCAGCAAACCCGACUAGUAUCCAUGAGGCCGUGGGUUCGAUCACUGGCCCCGCUCAGUGGGUUAAGGAUCCAGUGUUGCUGUGAGCUGUGGUGUAGGUCGCAGACACGGCUCAGAUCCCACCUUGCUGUAGCUCUGGCAUAGACCAGCAGCUGUAGCUCUGAUUCGACCCCUAGCCUGGGAACCUCCAUAUGCCAUAGGUGGGGCCCUAAAAAGCAAAAAAAAAAAAAAAAGGGCAAAGCCACAGCCAACCCAGCCUCACAGGGUAGCCCCUCUCCACCAGCCGAGAGAGCACACAGGCCAAGCCUGCUGACCCGGGAGCCCGGCUGACACGCUCAGGACACUGGCCUUCACCAGAGAUCCGCGUGGUGAUGGCUCAGCCCUUUUGAGCGGCCGUCAUUCAGGACGAAGGCAGCACCAUGGUGUUUGAGAGACCCUGCCCGUCCCGUCCCAUCCUGCAGCCCCCCCAGGAGUAAGUCCUGAGCCCUCACUGUGUGCCAGAUGCACGGUGGCCUGGAGCUGGAGCCCACCUUGUCCAGCCGGCUCACUUCUGGGAGAGGACGCCAGGAGGGGCCGGUUGUCCCCAGGCCCAGGUGACAUGGAUGCGGCCACACUCUCCCGCCCAGCAUCCUGCAUGGGCGGCCCCCAAAGAACAGGCCCCUUUGCUUCCCUGAGGCAUCCCCAGCCCCUGGAGGGACUCUCUGGAAUUGUCUGCACCCCAAGGCUCAACAGGAAGCAAUGAAGAGCCAGAGUCGCCCCGCCUCCUCUGCCGCCAAGCCCUGGGCCCAGGGCUGUAGCAGAAGCACAGACAAUGCUCAGGGCCCAGUCAGGUGGGCAAGCCUGAAUAGUUAGUAAGGCAGGGAACUGAGAGUCAAAUCCAAGCCCGUCUAAUCCCAAAGUCGGAAAUCAGUGCCUCUCUGUGCAGUGUUGAUCGCUGAACUCUACAGAUUGGGAAACCCAGCCGGUCAGCUUGGCAAUGGAGGCCCAGGGGUAGGGACCAGAAGGGGGGGGCGUUAUGCAGUGACCCCCAUCCUCUGGAACGAGUGCCAAAAGCUUAUCCAGAGAAAGAUGGGCUUCCGCCUCCUGCCCGGGUGGACGGGUCACUUCCCUUCCAUUCGCACUGAGCCGGACUAGAAAGCUUCGGCCGAGCCCUGUGCCCAGCCCUGGAAGACGUCGAGGGCCCCUCCCUUCCCUGCCCCCUUCCAGCUAGAGUCGCCCGUGGCCCUCAGCGGACAGCGAGCCUGGUGGAAGCAGGGGAAGAAAGAGGAUACGGAUGGACACCGAGUAUUUUUUCAGUCCAGAGGCCACGUAGAUUUGCAAGGAAACUUCUUAUUCCACUGAGAUCAAAACUUUAAAAAGUCUGAGCAGACCUAGCCCCUGCUGCGCUUGAUACAAGAUAUCUUAGCACCGCUGGGCAUGUGGAGGGACUGGCACGCUGAAGCCCCGUGCUCGCAGCCUUUGUCCUGGGCUCCUGUGAAGGCACCGUGCUGUCCAGGCGCCUCGGCCGUCACUCUGCCCGCGAGGGUGACCCUAUCUGUGUAACCACGUUUUUCUUUUAGUUGCCUCGAAUAUUCAAACUUGCGUUUUCUCCAUCAUGUUCAUACAUAUGCAUGUACUUAAAUAUUCGUGGAAAUCUUUUUAAUAAUAAACAGGAAAUGAGCUGAAAUAUCA